AUGAGGAAUCAUCAUCAUCAUCAGGAGCCUCGAUCAAGCUCUUCAUGCGCAGCUUGCAAGUUCCUCAAGAGACGUUGCACUUCCAGCCGCAUCUUCGCUCCACAUUUCCGAUUCGACGAGCCCAAGAAGUUUGCCAGAGUCCACAAAGUCUUCGGCGCCAGCAACGUGAGCAAGAUCUUGAUCGAAGUCCCCGAGGAACAGCGUGAAGACACGGUGAAUACCUUGGCUUACGAGGCCGAGGCCAUGCUUAGAAACCCUGUCUAUGGCUGCAUUGGCGCCAUAGCCAUGUUGCAGAAGAGAAUGGUCGAGCUCCAAGUCUAUCUUGCCCUCGCCAGAGCUCGACCGGCUCGAUGCGCCGCUUCCAUUUCUUCUCCGCCGACCUCUGCCUCUACUUCCGUUACUGGAUUGGAAACGUACGGUGAAUGUGAAUUCCCGGCGGCCUGCGGCAGAUUGUUCGAGGGCUUUGGCAAUAGUAAUCACCAGUCUGAGUGGAGUCAAGAUGAACCCACCGGCAGCGAUUUCGAGCAAUUCCCGUAUAUGUUCUGA
Linum tenue is the source of this 546-nucleotide messenger RNA. Lineage: Eukaryota; Viridiplantae; Streptophyta; Magnoliopsida; Malpighiales; Linaceae. The record is from the annotation of a GenBank genome assembly.